Messenger RNA from Vombatus ursinus (common wombat), 865 nucleotides. RefSeq names its product INO80 complex subunit C (gene INO80C). Gene Ontology annotation, biological process: chromatin remodeling. The coding region runs from base 71 to 475 and encodes 134 amino acids. The record is from RefSeq and is a predicted model, not a curated record. Gene Ontology annotation, cellular component: Ino80 complex. Lineage: Eukaryota; Metazoa; Chordata; Mammalia; Diprotodontia; Vombatidae. The transcript is spliced from 5 exons.
AGCAUGGUGGAUAAGGACUGGCUUUAGACUUGGGAAGACCCACCUCCUCCAGGGUGUCAGCGUGGAGACAAUGAGCGAAAGUAAGGUAGUGACCCCUGACUUUAGCACAGGACCUGUGGAAACCACCCCCAAGCCUUUGCCAUUUAAGGAUCCCAACUUUGUGCACUCGGGCAUUGGGGGAGCAGCGGCAGGCAAGAAGAACAGGACCUGGAAGAACCUAAAACAGAUUCUUGCUUCGGAAAGGGCGUUGCCAUGGCAACUCAACGAUCCUAGCUACUUCAGUAUAGAUGCUCCUCCUUCCUUUAAACCAGCCAGGAAGUAUUCGGAUAUUUCAGGACUUGUUGCAAACUAUACAGAUCCACAGAGCAAGUUAAGAUUCAGCACGAUUGAAGAAUUUGCUUACAUUCGGAUGCUCCCUUCAGAUGUUGUUACAGGCUACCUGGCCUUGAGAAAGGCCACAAGCAUAGUUCCCUAAGACGGGUGAAAUUUCUGAGAGGAAGCAUGGAACUUUUUCAAAGGCAGACUUUGGACUCAAGAUUUUGUUUGCAGGAAACAUUCAUAUUGUUGUCAAUCUGAAAAUGCCAGUAUUGUGCCUUGGAAAGAAUGUUUGGUUUUUAAUAUAAUUUAAGAUUUUUCUUUAUUUGCUUUUUUAGAAGUUUGACAUUUUCAGCUAAAUUAAAUACUAGCACAUUUUGGGAUUGCCCCAAGUAUUUGACAAGGAAAAUGUAAUAAAACAUCACUUUUUAUUUAUUUCAGUAGUUGGUUCAGCCCAAGCAUUUCUUUGAAUUCUUGCCCCCCAAUACAUGCUAGCUUUCUUAUAUAACAUCAUAACAUUCUCUAUAUAAUUAAAAAUAAGUAUUAUUAA